AGAAAUCACCUGCCGAUUGUAUUAAUCGCGCGGCGCCGCGCACCACCACCACUACUAUCACCACCACCACUACUACCGCCGUCGUCGCCGUCGUCGACGUCGUCGUCGUCGCGGCUGUCUUGCCUGCGUCGCGAAAAAUCGCCAAGGCGUUUAUCACCUCGUACAAAAGCGUGCCGAUCGCUCGCUUGUCGGCCGAUCUGUCUUUCUUUCUCUCUCUCUCUCUCUCUCUGUCUUUAUUUAUCUCUCUUCCUCUCUCCCUCUCGCGAUUUCGGGCUUUCUCUACGAGCCUUUAUCGAUCGUAGAUGUCUCCCGACCGUGCUGCGGUCGGUCCAUCAGCUCGUUUCACUCGCGUUAACAGCGCUCCGCGCGCGCGACCUGGCAACACGCGCUCUCCCCUCCAUUUCCUCCCCUCCCGGCCCACUCACCCCCGUCCAACGCUAUCUCCUGUUCUCUCUUUCUUUCUCUGGCGCGCGUUACCGAGUGGCUUCCUCUCUCGUGCGCCCUCGGAAAGAGGAUAGCGUAGCCGGCGCAGCUGUGCCGCCAGCUUGAGAACCGUUACAGGACGAUCGCUUGUCGUCUCGGGUCUCGCGAUUACGAAAUCGCGAGAAGAGUUCACCGGCAGGUGUGACCAGGUGCGACGCGAGAUCAACCGACACGAUCGGGGGAAAAAACGGAAUCGCGCUUUCUCGCGCCUUUAUCUCGGUCACGCUUUUCCCCCGUUCACCGGAAAUGAAGGGUUAUGAGCGAACGCCUUCCCGCCAAAAACACUCAUCGACGUCGAGAGUUAAUUAGUUCAACCUCGGGUCGCAUGGACGCGUUCUGUCAUGCCUGUUCAGCCGCUUGCACUGUUUUGCAGAAUGCAGUUUGUGCAGCGGCUCAGUCGUUAUCAGUUGCUGUUAUAGUUCGUAUUAAUUUGCAGUCGCUUGAAAGAUUAUUGGCGUAAAGUAAAGCUAACGAUUCUUAAUAGGAAUUGUAGCCGAGUGAUCGAUGUAAGCUGAUACAUAGGAAAAGAAGUCGACUAAUUACGCAUUACAAUAUAAAAUGGAUAUGAAGUUUAGCAACGUAACGUUGGACACGCAAGAUUGAUCGGCUUUUUUACGAAUUCGCAGAAGGAAGGGUGUGUCACAUUCGAUACUUGACGCAGCUGUGUCACGUUUCUCUGAAGUUUAUCGCAGCACAGUGAUUCGGUUGUUUCCUGCAGGCCGAAUUUGGACGGAUCUAGCUUGAUUGAGUGACUACAUUUCGAAGAGGAUGGAAAGCGAGAAGUAUUCGACGGCCGAUCAUAAACUGAAGACCUAUUUGGCGUACAGCGUCAUCCUCCUCGGUUUUUUCGCCUUCGCCGCGUUCAAGACGACAAAGGACAGGACGAUUGUGUCGGUGAUCGCGACCACCUUCGUCGCAUCCGUCUUCCUCGUGAUCUUUCUGCUUUGCGACGUGACACUACGUCUGUGCCAGACGUUGAUCUCGUUCACCACUAACGUGAAUCAGCAUUCCGAGGAGAGCUUCUGGUCAGUAGCGAAGUAUCACUUCUCUCUGAAUACCUUGUCGGCGACAAUCAUCAUCAUUGCCGCAUUGCUGUUUCUGGGCUUGAGCAUCACCAUUCGUGGGUGCCCUUUGAGAUACGCCUGGGAUUUCGGGCCGUACAUGUGCGUGCCACUGAUGAUAUUUUCCUUCUGCCUAGUCAGGAUGAGUAACUUGGCUGAAUGGGAGACAGGAUCGCUGUCUGAUCUCAAUAUUAUGAAGGGUCUGGAUUAUGGCACGGGUAUGGCGUAUAAUUUCUACUAUGGCUAUCUGCGGCUUACUCUACCAUCCAGUGAAACCGGGAAGAAGGGCAUAAUCGAGAAAAUCGAAAACUUCGAGGACUAUCACAAUGUGACAUUUCCAGUACACAAGUUAUUUCUUUUAAUACCAUCUUCUGGAUACAUCCCACCAGACUUAAAAGAAGCAUCCUGUCAGUGGAUGGAAAAUAUACACGAGCUAGAGGAGGAAAAACGUAACCGGGCUGGGAAUAUAGGUAGGACGUAUCGCAAUAAUGCCUACAAGAUAUAUCCUGGAGGAAGAAAGUUGGGUAAUAAACCGAUAUAUAUAGUGGUGGAAGGUGCGACACCUUUGUUAACAUACUACGAAGUACAGAAACACAAUCAUCCUGAAUCUGCUAUAUAUAAACAAUAUAAAUCUAAGAUUAUCGAGAAAUUUUAUACUAAACUACAAGAAAUUUUACAAAGUAACCCAGAAACCAGAGAUUUGUGUGAAUUAAUUUAUUAUGAUGAUUUCGACGCGCAAGGAAACAAAAUUAACGUUGCAACAAUACUUUUAGAAAGAAUAUCAAAAAUAACAAAUUUUGCAUAAACAGAAAUUUUUUGAAAGAAAUUAGGCAACGUAGAUGAAAUUGUGAUAAAUUUUAUAUCUGAUAAUGUAUUAUGUCAAUGUUUGUGCUCUAUUCUACAUUUAUGUAUACAGUUUAAAAACUGUUAUAAAUUAAUCCAAUAUUUAUCUACAGUGCAAAACAAUAUAAUGUAAGCACUAUUUGAA
Messenger RNA from Acromyrmex echinatior (Panamanian leafcutter ant), 2532 nucleotides. It is a transcript of the gene Sting, whose product is annotated as transmembrane protein sting. Gene Ontology annotation, cellular component: autophagosome; endoplasmic reticulum membrane. Gene Ontology annotation, molecular function: 2',3'-cyclic GMP-AMP binding; cyclic-di-GMP binding. Gene Ontology annotation, biological process: positive regulation of macroautophagy; innate immune response; reticulophagy. NCBI's taxonomy places the organism in Eukaryota, Metazoa, Arthropoda, Insecta, Hymenoptera, Formicidae. The record is from RefSeq and is a predicted model, not a curated record.